This is a messenger RNA of Poecilia reticulata (guppy), 1493 nucleotides long. The record is from RefSeq and is a predicted model, not a curated record. Lineage: Eukaryota; Metazoa; Chordata; Actinopteri; Cyprinodontiformes; Poeciliidae.
UAAUGUUUAACCGCCCUGGAGGGAGGAGGGAACGCCGAGAGCUGAACGGAGCUGGAAUCACACCGAGCCGGAACCAAUGAAGACACGGCUUUAAGAGGAAUUCAGGACGGACCGGACCGGGCUUCAGGCCAGAACCAGAACCACAGUUCAGUUUGGAGAACUAAACAGAAAAUCCAGCAGAGUCUUCAUUUAUUUAAACCAAGGAUCUUAUUGGGAUCCGAGUUUAAAACUGACUGAUAAACUGAUAAAGUUGGGAUUAUUGCGCGGGAACCCGUCUUCGGUUUCAGUGGUUUUGACCCGUUGGUUCCGUCCAGAGGGACUGUGACCGGAGAGCUGAUAAGCUAAUCAAUACCUGGAACAAAUCUCACCUCACCACUCAGCUAUCAUGAGCGAGAGCAACGACACCGAUGGGGGAAUAGACUGGAGCAAACUGGAGCCCACCUAUUCCGUCAAGAUCUCCAUGACCGUCCUCUACACGCUCAUGCUGGCUGCAGGCAUUGUGGGUAAUUCAGUGACCAUCAGGGUGACGCAGGUGCUGAGGCGAAACGGCUACCUGCAGAAGAACGUGACGGACCACAUGGUGAGCCUGGCCAGCUCCGACCUGCUGGUGCUCCUCAUCGGCAUGCCGGUGGAGCUCUACAGCGCCAUCUGGUUCCCCUUCGGAGCCGCGUCCGGCAACACUUCCUGCAAGAUCUACAACUUCCUGUUUGAGGCGUGCAGCUACGCCACCAUCCUCAACGUGGCCACACUCAGUUUCGAGCGCUACGUCGCCAUCUGCCACCCGUUCCGCCACAAGGCGCUGAGCGGCAAACGGACCUCGGUUCUGAUCACCUUUGCCUGGGUUGUGUCGGUUCUCAUUGCCUUGCCGUUGCUGAUCGCCACGGGAACGCAGGGACACAUACCGCAUCGACAGGAACUGAGUUUCUGCACCAGUCUGAAGGAGCACUGGGUGAUGUACAGAGCGAGCAUCUUCGGAGCGUUUGUCCUCUACAUGAUCGUGCUGAUCUGUGUCGCCUUCAUGUGCCGGGCGAUGGUCCUGGUGCUGAAGAGGCCGCUGGGCUCUAUGGACGACGGCAUCAACGGGACCGAACGGCCCGGAAAGCACGAGAACGAAACCAUGAAGGCGGCUCGGAAGCAAACGAUCAUUUUUCUGGGUGAGUUACUGAUUUCAGAUUCAGAUCAUCAACAGUGUCUGUUGAAUCAUUAAGGUUUAUGGUUUCCCAACCAUUUGACUUCAGAAGUGGGAAGUUUACUUUCUGCUGUAAGGAGAAGCGACUAAAGAGAGAAAUGUUAUUAGUGUCAUUUGGGUGUCGGGGUCUCUGAUGGCUCCACCUGCUGCGCAAAGCCAAAAAACCAAAUCCUGACCUCAAAAUGUGACCCUAAGGUCUGAAACCUGCUGGCCUCAUACCUUCAUCUCAUUGGACGGUUACCUCUGGAGAAAUCCAUACUCCAUCGCUCCUGGCUACAUCAGACUCCAACCUGAGCUGUGUCUG